UGCCACUUGCAGUUUGUGACGCGUAUUGUUUAUGAUAAAUUAUUUCAAUCUUUCUGUGUAUUCUGUUUCACAAAAAUGGCAGAUGGUGUUGUUGCCUUUCUGCUGCAGAACUUGUCACGGCUUCUUGAGGAUGAACUAAAACUGUUUUCUGGCGUGGAGGACAAAAUCAGUUCGCUGUGCAAUGAGCUCAAGUUUAUAGACAUCUUCCUCAAGAGCUCUGAGGGGAAGUCCAACGACAAAGUUGUGAAAGAAGUGGUGAGCCAAAUAAGAGAUGUUGCCUACAAAGCUGAGGAUGUGGUUGACACUUACAUUGCCAACAUCACCAAACACAGAACCAGAAACACACUGAGCAUGUUAUUCCACUUCAAAGAACGGUUCAUGGUGCUGCACAAAGUCGACGCCGAGAUAGAAAAAAUCAAGAUCUGUAUUGAUGAGAUUUACAAGAACAAGGAGAGGUAUGGCAUCAGAGAAAGUGAAUACAAAAGCGAAGAAGAAGAAGCUGAAACACUCCGCAAGAGAAGGAGAGAUGUGGAGGAAGAAGAUGUAGUGGGCUUAGUGCAUGACUCAAGUGUGGUAAUUAAGCAACUCACCAUGGAAAGUGAUUCAUGUCGUAAAGUUGUUUCCAUAAUUGGAAUGGGAGGGUUGGGUAAGACCACUCUUGCCAGAAAGAUCUAUAACAACAAUCAGGUGAGUGAAUUGUUUACUUGUCGUGCAUGGGGUUAUGUGUCCAAUGAUUAUAGAGCUAGAGAGCUUUUGCUGAGCCUUCUCAAGUGUUUGCUGUCCACGGAUGAAUAUAAUGAUUUGUUCAAGAAAAGAAUGGAUGGAGGAGGCGAAGAUAUAAGUGAGGAAGAAUUGAAGAAGAAGGUAGCAGAAUGGUUGAAGGGGAAAAAGUACCUGGUAGUGCUUGAUGACAUCUGGGAAACACAAGUAUGGGAUGAGGUUAAAGGCGCCUUUCCAGAUGACCAAAGAGGUAGCAGAAUACUAAUAACAAGUCGCGACAAGGAGGUGGCAUACUAUAUAGGAACAAAGUCUCCCUACUACCUUCCCUUCCUUAAUAAAGGCGAAAGUUGGGAACUGUUCUCUAAGAAGGUGUUUCGAGGUGAAGAAUGUCCUUCUAAUCUACAGCCUCUGGGUAGAUCCAUUGUUGAAAUUUGUGGAGGUUUACCACUUGCCAUAGUUGUUUUGGCAGGACUUGUUGCCAGGAAGGAGAAAUCAGAAAGAGAGUGGAAGAGAAUCAAGGAAGUGAGUUGGCAUCUUACACAAGAAAAGACUCAAGUGAUGGAUAUACUGAAGCUGAGCUAUGACAGCUUGCCUCAAAGAUUAAAGCCAUGCUUUCUGUAUUUUGGAAUCUAUCCCGAAGACUAUGAGAUCAGUGCAAGGCAAUUGAUCCAACUAUGGACAGCUGAAGGGUUCAUACAUCCACAAAAACCUGGAAUCCUGAGUACAGCAGAGAUAGAAGAUGUUGGUGACUACUACUUGGAUGAGCUGGUGGAUCGCAGCCUGGUGCAAGUGGCGAGUAGGAGGAGUGAUGGUGGUGUCAAGACAUGUCGGAUUCACGAUCUUCUUCGUGACCUCUGCAUAUCAGAGAGCAAAUCCAGUAAGUUUUUGGAGGUUUGCACGGAGGUAAACAUUGAUACUCUAUCCUUGAGCAAUCCUCGUAGAUUGUCCUUGCAAUGCAAAGCACGGCCUAAUAUCUGUACAAAAAAAUUUAAUCAAUCAUACACUCGUUCCUUGUUCUUCUUUUCUGAAAUUAUGCACACACGUGGCAUUCCAAAGAGCAUCAAGAAUGCUCGUGUGCUGUAUUCAAAAUCCAAAGGAGCAAUGAAUUACUCACUGCAUAGUACUUUUAAGACGAUGAUCCAUCUAAGGUAUUUGAGAAUAGACACAGGUGUCAGCCACAUUCCAGCUUCUAUAGGCAACCUUAGGAAUUUAGAAACGCUAGAUGUAAGAUACAAAGAGACUGUCUCCAGUGAAAUUUGGAAGUUGAAGCAACUGAGGCAUCUUUAUUUGAGAGGGGGUGCAAAAUUGCCAGAAGUAGCUAGAGAAAGAAAGGUGAAUCUUCAAACUCUGUGGUUAAGGGCUUUUGAUCGACAAAUGGUGUCCAUGAUGAACAAGGACAUGUAUGUCAAUGACAUAUUUCCCAGGUUGAGAAAAUUAGUUUUGCACUAUCCAUUUCAUCGUCCUUCUCACGAACAAUUACCAACUGUAAGGUUACCAAGUCUACACCACCUAUGCAAUCUCCAUAGCCUAAAAAUAAUUGACUUUCUAGAACUUCCACCUGACAAAAAUGCCUUUCCAUCACAUCUCACCAAGAUAACCUGGAAACAAAUACAUGUCGGCAGUGACUUCUCUUUGAUGAGUACUUUAGGAUGGCUAACCAACCUACAAAUUUUGAAAAUGGGAAGGCAAUGCUCUGACGUGUUGUUCGACCUUAAUGUUGGUGCAGGAGAGUUCCCACAGCUUCAAGUAUUUCAGAUGAGGGGAAUGAAACUCAGAAGCUGGAGAUUGGACAAAAGUGCAAUGCCACAUCUUCAACAUCUGCUCAUUGAAGGCUGUGAAUACUUGAAUGAUCUUCCUGAAGAAGUAUGGUCCUUGACUACCUUACGAAAAGUGCAUGUUUUGUGGCCUUCUGAAAGAUUGGCAAACAGACUUCAAAAUGUGAAAUUAAAGAAUGGCUGUAAGCUCAUAAUCUCUAAUGCUCCUCCAAAUGGUCAAUCAGAUCAGAAUGCACUGACACAUUCUGUAUCAGUUGAUGCCUGAAACAGGAUCAUUCACUAAAGAAUAUCGUUAGGAGCCCCACAUUGGAUUGAAUAAGAAGCUCCAUAUGGUACUUAAGCCACUAGGCUCUCCCAUCUAAUAGACUAGUCUUUUGGGUUGGACUUUCCUCUUGUGCUUAGUUUUUUAUUUUAUUUCAUUCUUUGAGAGACCACAGUGGCUUCCCUCUACUUUAAGGAGUUAAUGUCCAUAUUUUUAUGAAGAUAUGUUCUGUAACAACUGGUUUCAAGUAUGGUUUAAGUCUUGUUGAAACCUAAACUUUCUUUGUUUUGUUGUUUUUUUAUCUGUUACAGUACUUUGAUGACUUUUUCUCUUUCGUUUUAUCUAAUAUAUUUCUUUGGUUUUCUUUUAGUUUUAGAGCAACUUGACUUUUGUGAAAAAGUAUAUUCUGGAUUGGUGAAACCAUAUUUUCAUUGGUAUUAUUUAAAAAUAUGUAACUUUGAAUUUGGUUCCAUACAUCAGUCAGCAUUGCUUGUCUAUUUGGGUAUUGAUGUGUCAUCUGCAUUUGAUUUCACUCGGGAAGAAAAGAGGAUCAAGCUUUGUUAAGGAAGGUUUUUUUCCUUCAGAAUGAACCUGUCGUGGCUCAAGUUUGGUUUCUUAACUCUGAUUUCUCUGCUGUUGCUUUGGUAUGGGCUUUUGGACAUUUUUGCCUGAAGGACUUUGGGUUAAUUGCUGUUCCAGAUGUCUCACGUCACCACCUUACUGGAAAGGACGAAUUUGUUGUAUUAGCAACAGAUGGGGUAGUUCCUUAAGGUUCCUUUUUCUUAUGACAUACUAUCUAUAAUCUACAAAUUAGUAAAAAUUGAUUCAUAUCAAGAUCAUAAUUAUGGUUAACCAAUUCUAGAAUGCAAUUGACUCUAGAUUUUAUUCAUACUGCUGCUUGCAUUACGUUUGAGUAAGUUGAAAUAAUUGAAUUUUGUUCCAUAUUACUACAUUUAAAUUGACUUGCUAACAACUUUUCACUUUAAACUCGUUGAUAAAAUUUACCAAUUAUUGUUUGACUUAACCACUAAAAUAAAUAAACACAAACUUACUCUUAUCAAAAGUGGUAUUGAUGCAUAUUUUGAUCUAGUUGUAUCUCAGACCCAUAUCUAUAUACAGACUUGCAUAUUCUAACUACCCUCUUCUAAACUGGAAUUUGUGGAUUGUUAGCAUUUUGAAAAAGCUUGUCCUUUACAUCAAUGUAUAUAUUCUCCUGAGUUGUCUUGCAACACAAAAAUUUGACUAUUUUCGUACAUAUUAUCUGCCUACAUUUUUGCACUUAACUAAGUUAUGGAAAAAUAAUUUGCUGAUGAGAUAUACUUGGACAGAUGGAUGAAAUUACACCAACUUUUUAUAAAAAGGAAAAGAGUGCAUUUUAAUAGAAUGUGCUGAACCCUGCAGAAAAGUUGGUCAGAAAAAUCACUGACUUAAAUGCAAUUCUAUAGAUUUGGGAUAUUUCAUCAAACAAAAAUGUUGUGCUUGUGGACAUUGUAGUAUCUGCUGCACGCUCUGCUGCUUCUCAAGCACUGAUUUAGUCAGCUGUUGAAUGAUGGAGGACAAAUAACCUUUUUGUAAAGUUGAUAAGUGUGUUGUACACCACAGACAAUUUGAUAUCAGAGGCAUCUAUUGACCAAUCUGUGUGCUGCCAGCUCUAUUUGGAGAGAAGGGAAUUGGAAUUGAAGCUGAAAAACCAUGUUUCUUCCCAAGCCUAGCUUGUUUUAUUGAAAAGGUUGGGAUAAUUGUGCUGCAACAGUCAAAGAGAAAGGAUGAUAAUUUUGAUGAUUUUUUUAGUUCUUCUGCUAAUAUACUUUUCAUUUUGCUUUACUUCAACAGCAUUUGAGGGGGAAGAGGGACUUUGAUAUAUAUUUCAAUUUGCUUCUCCAUAUAUUUGGUAGAUUUUGAGUUUUUUUCUUUUUGUAAAUAUGCGACUCUAGAUUCUUAGUUUAUAGUUUGUAUGUCAUCUGAAAUCUUAUUGUUAUGCGCUGUUGAAUCAGGUUUCUGUUGACUCAACUAGUAUGUUGUAUUUCUAUCAAACUUUUAAUUGUAUUGUAAUUUUGAGGUUGAGGUAUGAUUGAUCAUAUUUGGUA
This is a messenger RNA of Glycine soja, 4844 nucleotides long. Its product is annotated as putative disease resistance RPP13-like protein 3. Gene Ontology annotation, biological process: defense response to other organism. Gene Ontology annotation, molecular function: ADP binding. The record is from RefSeq and is a predicted model, not a curated record. Bases 76 to 2760 code for a protein of 894 amino acids. The transcript has 2 exons. Lineage: Eukaryota; Viridiplantae; Streptophyta; Magnoliopsida; Fabales; Fabaceae.